ACUGGUAGAAGCACCAACAGACUCGUCAAAGUCAAAAGUAAGCCGAUAGAUGUGAAUUAGUUCAGUCGGUGUCUGUCUGUCUGCAGAGGUGCUCGUGAAUUUAGCACCCCAAUCCCUAUUGCAAACGGAAACGGAAGAAGAGAAGAAGGGAGAGACCCCUGAGGGAAAGGGUAGUCGCGUGCGAUUAACGUUUUUUAAAUAUUCAAAUUGGAGUUUCAAAGAUUUACCGUUAAAAGUAAUAAUAGAAAUCUUAGAAGGGAAAACGGGAAAGAUUGCGGGCAAGUUGUGUCUGUUAGGGAUCACUGGACGAUCUGUCGAGUUCGCCAGCAUUCUCGUCUCACCUGCGAGGUGGCCUUUCGCAGGGGAGAGACAUCCGAGAAGCUGCAUACGCAUGUGUGUGUUGGAUUCUGCAGAACCAGUGAAUUCCGAUCGAUCCUCGUGGAAGUGCAAAGUGCGUGACUGACUCUGGACCAUUCUGUGCUACGUCACCAACUCCGAGAGGCAAGGAGUGAUAUUUUCUGUACGGGAUAGGGCGGGAAAGCCUGAAGUUGAUUUCCAACUGGAAGUCAUCAAUCUUCGCAAGUGAAAUUGCUCCAACCUCAACACCUUCCUCUCUCUCUCUCCCAAAGUGCGUUGGGUUUAAAUCAGUGUGCAAGAACCUAAGAUAGAGAAGAUCCGUGGCUAUUUCCGAGAGAGUGGCUGUUGGACAUAGAGGCUGGUGGAGGAGGUGUUCUUCACAAUAACACAAAAUCCACUGAAUUGUGCUGAUUGCACCUCGUCUAUGUGUGGGACAGUGUAAACUCCACAAUGUGGAGGAAAUGGAUGACAUACCAGCUGGUCAUAAUUGUAAUGUGGUUUUCCGAGACGAAUUUCGCGGGAAACUUCAAGAUCACGCACAAACCGUGCUCGGUGCGUCAGUUUGAGGGCACGUGCAUGUUCGUGUGGGAGUGCAUUAAGUCACGUGGACAGCACGUUGGCAUGUGCGUGGAUUCAUUCAUGUUUGGCUCGUGCUGCUCCCACAACAUCACGGCCGAGGACGUGAUCGUAUCCCAGAAGAUCACCUUCAUACCAAAUAAAUCUCCAACUGCCACAAAGAAGCCUCAAGUGUUCUCCAGUAAGCCCGUUACGUCAGCCAGUGGAAUGACAACAAUUCUUCGACCAAAUGGAGGUGGAAUGCUGGUUGUUCGUCCCUCAUUUCACAAGCCAAAUACAUUUCACACCACCAACACAUUAGCAGUCAACUACCCAAAUGUCGCUUUAAACACCAUCUCAGCGGUUAGUAACAGCGUAGCUCCCGAAGAGGAUAAUUCCGUACAGGACUCUUCGGAUCACAAGCCAUCGCAGCACUGGCAAUCGUCUACACAGCCAAGCUUCGUGACGAAUCCACGGCCAGCCAGUACCACGAUCAAAACAUUCCUGCCACAGAAGCACAAGACGAAACCCAGUAAGAAGCCAAUCUAUGCCACAACGGCUCCUCUAAAAGCCAGCACCACAAAAGCUACCCCACAUGCCCCGGCCAAGGGUAAACCAACGCCACAGCCUAGCCGGAAACCCACCACAACUACCAGAACACCAAGCACCAAGCCACCGAUUGACCGGAAUGCCACAGAACCAGAGAGUCGCAUCCUCACGAUAUCCGCUGCCAAAGGAGUAGAGUGUGGUGUUUCAUCUCUGUCCACGCGCUCCGAGACGCGAAUCGUGGGCGGGAAGAAUGCAGCGUUCGGGCGGUGGCCCUGGCAAGUGUCUGUGCGCCGGACGUCCUUCUUCGGCUUCUCCAGCACACAUCGCUGUGGCGGCGCCGUCCUGAACAAGAACUGGGUCACCACAGCUGGCCACUGUGUGGAUGAUCUCCUGACAUCGCAGAUUCGGAUACGAGUGGGCGAGUAUGAUUUCUCGCAUGUGCAUGAGCAAUUCUCGUAUGUGGAACGGGGGGCAUCUAAGAAGAUAGUCCAUCCCAAGUACAAUUUCUUCACCUACGAGUACGACCUGGCCCUAGUCAGACUGGAGUCACCGCUGGACUUUGAUCUGCAUAUCAGCCCUAUUUGCUUGCCGGCUACGGAUGAUCUGCUGAUCGGCGAGAAUGCAACUGUGACGGGCUGGGGGAGGCUUAGUGAGGGUGGGACAUUGCCAACAGUUCUACAGGAGGUCACAGUGCCCAUCGUGAGCAAUGACCGCUGCAAGACAAUGUUCCUGCGCGCCGGCCGCCACGAGUUCAUCCCGGAGAUCUUCCUGUGCGCCGGCCACGACACGGGCGGCCAGGAUUCCUGCCAGGGCGACUCGGGGGGACCGUUGCAGGUGAAGGCGCGCGAUGGGCACUACUUCCUGGCUGGCAUCAUUUCCUGGGGAGUGGGCUGUGCCGAAGCCAAUUUGCCUGGUGUCUGCACGCGCAUCUCCAAAUUUGUCCCAUGGAUCCUCGAGAAUUCCAUCUAAACUUCCUCCCUUGCCCUUCCCUACUUUGUUAUUCCUCUAGAGUAUUCCAAUAACGAGAGAACUUUUUUUUGAAUGAGAGACAAUGAUAUGAAUGAAAAUUGCUUUUGUGAUUUCAAAA
This is a messenger RNA of Phlebotomus papatasi, 2548 nucleotides long. RefSeq names its product serine proteinase stubble (gene Sb). The coding region runs from base 808 to 2430 and encodes 540 amino acids. NCBI's taxonomy places the organism in Eukaryota, Metazoa, Arthropoda, Insecta, Diptera, Psychodidae. The transcript has 5 exons. The record is from RefSeq and is a predicted model, not a curated record. Gene Ontology annotation, molecular function: serine-type endopeptidase activity. Gene Ontology annotation, biological process: proteolysis.